This is a messenger RNA of Culicoides brevitarsis, 2597 nucleotides long. It is a transcript of the gene E2f1, whose product is annotated as transcription factor E2f1. Gene Ontology annotation, molecular function: protein dimerization activity; RNA polymerase II cis-regulatory region sequence-specific DNA binding; DNA-binding transcription factor activity, RNA polymerase II-specific. Gene Ontology annotation, cellular component: RNA polymerase II transcription regulator complex. The transcript has 3 exons. Gene Ontology annotation, biological process: regulation of transcription by RNA polymerase II. NCBI's taxonomy places the organism in Eukaryota, Metazoa, Arthropoda, Insecta, Diptera, Ceratopogonidae. The record is from RefSeq and is a predicted model, not a curated record. Bases 353 to 1873 code for a protein of 506 amino acids.
CCAAACCUUCUCUCGACCAUCUUUAAAAAUUUUUUGAUCGCAAAAUUGGCCAGAAAAUCGGCAGACUAGGAGUGCAAAAUUAUCGUAAAAAUGUGCAUGAACAUUGUGUAGUGUAAAAUCCGGUGAAAAACUGCCAGAAAGUUGUGAAUUAAAGUGCAAAAACGGAAACUAAAAAAUUGACUUUUUAUACAUAAAAAAAAUUGUGUGUGUGCAUUACAUACAGCUCAGUCUCUAAUGUGUGUGAACCCCAAGCAAACAAGAUCUCAUUACAGUACUUGAAAAUUAUUUUCCGAAAAAAAAUUAAAAAUUUCCGUGAAAAAAGAGGAAUUCCGAGCAAUCCCCCGUGAAAAUCAUGUCGCAUUACACAAACGAGCCGAAAAGUUGGCGAAAAGUGACACAAAACACAAAUUAUGAGCGACAUCGUGCGUCAUCGUCAAAACAAUUUGGCAGCAGUAGCAAGAUAAAUUUCGCCUUACAGGACCACGGCUACGGCAUCUCGCCCACAAACACCUCCGGCACAUCCGGCAACGUCCUGCUAUCGACCUCCGCAUUGCCAGCAUGGGCCAACAAGUAUGCGGAAACCGGAGCAAUUUCAUCCAACAAUGGGACAGCUGCAUCAUCACAUGGGACUUGCAUCACAGAUUACUACAAAUCGGUGAAACGUCGUGCCAGCACCGGCUUAUCGGGUCCCGCUGCAAAAAUUUCGAAGCAGUCGUCCUCCUCGUCGUCGUCCGUGGUAAGUGAGUCGCCCGCUAGUGCCAGCGGCGGCAAGAAACGCUAUUCGGAGGGCACGCGAUACGACACGUCGCUCGGUUUGUUGACGAAAAAAUUCGUGGAUCUGCUGCAAGGGUCGCAGAACGGCGUCGUGGACCUAAAUGUCGCCUCGUCUACGCUAAAAGUGCAGAAACGCCGCAUCUACGACAUCACAAAUGUGCUCGAGGGCAUCGGGAUUCUCGAGAAAAAGUCCAAAAAUAACAUUCAGUGGAAGUGCGGUGGCUCUGUGGGGAAUGCCGAUAAGACGAAGAAAAUCCAGCAUGAACGCGACGCGUUGGAGUACAAGGAAAACAUGCUGGACAAACUCAUGAUGGACCUGCGGCAAUCGUUGAAUCAGCAAUUCGAGACAACGAAACACGCCUACGUCACGUGCCAGGACUUGAAUGCCAUCGACUCGUUCAAAGACCAGAUAAUUGUGGUGGUGAAGGCACCGGAAAAAGCCACACUCGUACUGCCCGACACGAAAAAUCCGCGCGAAAUUUACCUCAAAUCCGACAACGGCGAGAUCAAUGUGUUCCUUUGUCCGGAACAAACGGAAAAUUCGGCAGCGACGACACCCAUUAAGGAUCCGCUGCUCGAGGACAUUGACACCUUCGUGACACCCAUCUAUGAAAAGUACUUGAGUCCACGUGUCACAAAUGCGCAAAAUUUCAAUCGGCCCAUGGGAUCGGCACAACGGAAUUUGGCGAAGGCGCUCGCGGAACCGAUUGCUGCCGCAUCCGGCGAAAAUAUCCUGACCUCGAAUGAGAUGGAUUUGCUCGGAGCCGGUCAAACGCAGAUUAAACAGGAGUUUGUCGAGUAUCCGAGUGGCUCGGUAGUUGCGGAGGUGGAUGCGAACAAGGAUAGCGAUGUGGAUGUCAAGCCCGUCAUUACGGCAUUCAUGAAACGAAAUAACAGUGGAAAUAAUUUGGAAAGUACUAACAGCAAAAAUGUCCUCAUCUCCGACAUGGGAGACUUUAGUCCGUUGCAUAUGCCGCAAUUCGAUGCCAACGACGAUCUGUCACGAUUUUUGGCCAUCGAACCACCAUUGGAGACUGAUUACAACUUUGCAUUGGGCAAUUCGGAGGGGCUGUAUGAUUUGUACGAUUUUGAUUUCUAGAUUUAAGUUCAAAAAUAACGUAUAAGAGUUACAAUAAUAUACAGUUUGUGUAUAAAUAUUAAGAGAAACAAUGCAAAUGGUGGCGAAUAGCAUGUAAAAAGGAUACUUAGACAGUAUCAAUUUUUUUCUAAAACUUUAAAAGAUACAAAAAAAAAACACACAAAAAGUUACAUAAAUUAGUACCUGCUAUAAUCCUGUGACCUCAACACUUUAUCAUAAAUCAUGACCACCACAAAGAUUAAAACGAAUGAUAAGAAACAAUUAAGGAAGGCUUGGUCCCUCCGUACUUAUCAUCAUUUACUUCAUCAACAGGUAACAAACACCUCUAUUGCAUUACCCACUUAUACAUAAAAAAAAAACAUAAUUUUAAUAUGAACUAGUUUAAAAUCUUAACAAAGAUCAGUAAUAGGAAUAAAAUUAUUCAUAAUGUUUUCGAGCGAUUUUUUUGCUCAGGAAUCCCCAUUCUUCAUUUUUUAUAAUUUUAAACAAAUAGAAAGAACUUUUUGUACAUUAUCCCCUUUUACAGAAACUACAAACAAAAAAAAAUGCUAACAAACGUCCUUGAGUACUGAACAAAAUUUUCUAUUUUUUUGAAUUUCUAUUUUUCCAAAUUAUAUAUUUUUUUUAGUUAUUAUUAUUUAUUGAUAAGAUCGAUUUUUAGAUAAUUAGUGAAUAAGAAAGGAUUGAAUAAAAUAAAAUGAAUAAAAAAAAACAAAAAGUUGAA